AUACCGAUAGAGCGAUAUACAGAGGAGCAGCAGCGCACCGUAGAGAUGAUUCUGGAGAUGUUCAAUGAAGAUAUCGAUCGUCACAGCAUCCUGAUAUUCUCACACGCCGACAGACUCAGAGGAGUAUCCAUUGGAGAGUUUAUUUUGAAACAAAAUCGAAAAGUUCGAGACCUCGUGAAGAGAUUUGGGAGGCGUUUCAUGGCCUUUGACAACACAAACCCUACAAACCGAGAACAAGUGAGUCGACUCCUGCAGAAAGUGGAUAAACUGCUGGCUGGGAAUAAGAACCGUCACUUCACUAAUGAAGUCACAGAGGCCAUGCAGAAAGCCCAGAAGAUAAUAGAAGAGAGAAUGCAAGCAGAAACGGCUGAAAGAACGAGGAAAAUAAAGCAGGAGGUCAAGAAAAUGGCUGAUGCUCGUUGGCGUGCGUUCAUUUCUGACGUCAAUGAAGAGAAGCAAGAAACUGAACGAAGAAGGAAACACAUUCAAGCCAGGAUUGAUCGGAUUAACACGGACAUAUUGAAAGAAGAUCAGAACGUGGAGCCGAUCCCAGAAAGACUGAGACGGUUCACAGAGUCUCUGCAGACGGAGCUGGAGAACAUGAGACGGCUGGAGGAAAGACAGAUGGAGGAGGAGAGAGAGAGAAAGAAGAGAGAAGAGAAAGAACAGAAGGACCUGGACAUCUGGAUCCAAGAAGAGGAGCAGAGGAGGCUGAGCGAAGGAGGACCGAAGAAUCUACUUUCUCCAGAUCAUAUUAAAAUGCUGACUUUGCUUUCCAUGUUUUUGCUGGGCGUCGGGGCGUCAUUUGCACCCGUUCUCUUACCGUUCCUGUUCCCUGCAGCUCCGGUGGUGGAAGCCGGGUUGGCGGCGUCGAUUUUGUCCAAAUUGUUAGCUGCAGAAGGAUGGGGUUUCGUUUGGGUGGUUGCUGGAGUCACCAAAGCCGCAGUGUUGACCCGCUGCUCCAUCCAGUGACCCGUCCAUCAUUUAUAUAGCACCAUUAACAACAGCAGCAGCUGACCAAUGUGCUUUACCACAGCAGAUAAAACUGAUUUUAAAAAAUCACAGCUAAAAACAAAUUAUAUCAGCAUUAUAUCAGCAAAAUGAAGUUUACUGUGUGAGAAAAAUUCAAGUUUACAGAGUUUUAGUAUCAGUGCUACAUUAAACUACUAUAUAUAGGCCCGGUUUCACAGACAGGGCUUAGACUAAGCCAGGAUUAGGCCAU
Molecule: messenger RNA, 1222 nt
Organism: Sinocyclocheilus grahami
Lineage: Eukaryota; Metazoa; Chordata; Actinopteri; Cypriniformes; Cyprinidae
Product: GTPase IMAP family member 4-like
Exons: 1
Molecular function (GO): GTP binding
Source: RefSeq, a predicted model, not a curated record